This is a messenger RNA of Rubroshorea leprosula, 701 nucleotides long. NCBI's taxonomy places the organism in Eukaryota, Viridiplantae, Streptophyta, Magnoliopsida, Malvales, Dipterocarpaceae. The record is from the annotation of a GenBank genome assembly.
GAAGAAGAAGACGCCGCCAUCGCCUCAGCCCUGUUUGGAUCUGCAGAAAGGUUCUGUUUUCCUGAUUUUUUGUUGUGCAUUUUUUAGAAGAAAAUCUGCAGAGAAAGGGUCGAUCGAUGCUGCUAAAGCGUUGUUCUUGGGGAGGAAUCUCUUCUCCGAUUCUGCUUCUCAAAGAUCUGCACAGGAGAGAACGCUGCCCAGCCUCUGUUUUCUCUUCUCGGCCAGCCUUGCUUGGGGAAAUCGGUACAGCAAGACGCCAUUGAGGACGAAGUGCAGUUCAGCUUGGCUCUUCAUUGGACUGGUUUUUGUUCAUUCUUAAUUUGAUUUUUUUUUUUUACGAUGGUUAUUUACUGGUUUUUGCUUAUUUAUGUGUGGUUAAAUUUCUUGAACUAGAGUUCUAUGGAUUUUAAUUUUUGAAUUAUGUGAACUUUUUUUUUUUUAAUUUAAUUCAAGAUUUUUUAAUUAUUUGCAUGAUAAAUUUAUGUUAUUGAGUUUAAUGCAUUGAGAGUCUGAGUCAUUUCAAUUGAUUUAGUGAUUUAUGCAUAAAUUUGAGAAAGAAUUGCAUAAAGUAAAUCAUAAAUAAUAUAAACGGUGUGUUAGAUUAUGAGGUAAUUAGCUUACAUGUGAUAGUGGAGGAAGAGAAGAGAGGAAGGAGCUCUCCUUUCUUAAACUAGAGGUUUUUAUAAAAUUUAAUACUCAUU